This is a messenger RNA of Penicillium canescens, 1044 nucleotides long. Its product is annotated as putative zinc metalloproteinase. NCBI's taxonomy places the organism in Eukaryota, Fungi, Ascomycota, Eurotiomycetes, Eurotiales, Aspergillaceae. The transcript has a single exon. Gene Ontology annotation, molecular function: proteasome binding. The record is from RefSeq and is a predicted model, not a curated record. Bases 1 to 1044 code for a protein of 347 amino acids.
AUGGAAGCCUCGAUGGAGCUAACCGUUCACCACCACGGUACCCCGCAUACCUUCGCCCUCCCAUCAUCAGCAACACUACAAGACCUAUCCACCGAAAUAGAGAGCACCCUCAACAUCCCAACAGACAACCAAAAGCUCCUAAUAGCCCCAAAACCAGGAAUGCAAAAAGCGCCGUUCCCCCCAACACGGCUAGACAGCAUCCUCCAAACAACAUCCCCAAAAUUCAAAAUCACCCUGCUCGGCACACCAGCCCAAGCAAUCGCCGACCUACACGAACAAUCCGCCAGCGAAAAGCGCCGCCGAGAAGCGCGAGCAACGCACCUGGCAGCAGCAAGACGCAACAAACCGGCCACCACAACCCGCCCAAGCGGCGUGCACACCCUCUCCUCCUCAAGCAACAACUACACCUUCCACCGCCUCCUCCCACUCUCCUACCUACCCAACCCAGACCGCUCACUCGACUUCCUCAAACGCCUCCGCGACGAUCCAGGCAUUCGCACCGCAAUGGCCAAACACAAAUUCUCCGUCCCGCUCUUGACAGAGAUGAACCCGGCAGAGCAUACAACCAGCGAAUCUCGGACGCUGGGUCUAAACCGGAAUAAGGGCGAGGUUAUUGAAUUGCGGCUGCGGACGGAUGCGUAUGAUGGAUAUCGCGAUUAUCGGACUAUUCGGAAGACGCUUUGUCAUGAGCUGGCGCAUUGUGUGUUUGGGCCUCAUGAUCGCGAUUUUUGGAAUUUGACAGCGCAGAUUGAGAAGGAGGUUGAGAGUGGGGAUUGGAAGUCUGGUGGUCAUAGUGUUUCUGGGCAGGAGUUUUAUAAUCCGCGUGAUUGGGAGAGUGUGCAGGGUGCGGAGGGAGAGUUUGUUGAUGAGUGUGGGUGGACGGGGGGUGAGUUUGUUCUUGGUGGGUUGAGGGAGGAUGAGGCUGGGAGGAGGGCUGGGGCUGGGGCGUCUGGUGCUGAGUCCAGGAGGGAGAUUAUGGCUAGGGCUGCUGAGGAGAGGAUGAAGAAGGAGGAGAGGACUGGGAAGCAGGAUGAUGCUAUGUGA